AUGGGAUUCUGCAGGAGAUGCGGUGACAUCGUCGUAGGCCCCCGCUGCAAAUGCGGUGGCACUCCAGUCGCACCUGUCGUCAAAUGGAACCAGGACGAUGGAAAGCAGACCCAGGACCCAUGGUCCAAGACCUAUGUCACCCGCGAGAAGACCGGUCCUACACCCGUUCAGAGAAUGAACACCGGCCAGGGAUUCCAAAGCAGUCCUGCAUCAGGACCUUCAACCAGAAAGUUUCCGCGCCCCGAAUCCCAGAAACCCGCCGUCGUAUCCCUCGACCGCAGAGUCUCUGCACACAUCGCUUCUUCUACCUCCGUUGUGCGACCCCCUUCUCCUCUCAAACACUCUACGUCGGCCUCCCACGAAGAUGAUCUCGCCUCGACCGUUAAGCCGGAAGAGGGCAUUCUGCCUAACCUGAACAGCGGAUCUCGUCUCGCCAAAGUCUAUGGAUCUGUACUACAACCCAAGGAGUCUCUGUCUACCUUCAUCUGUGCUCUCUGCUCCUCGCCUUUCCCACCGGAUGCCACUAUAUACCCCGAUCCCUCGUCGAUCCGCCCCGGACUACCUUUCGAAGACGUUGGCUCUGGCACACGAUUUCUAUGCCGACCCUGUUUCACCGAGAACGGAGGAUCCAAAGGCGACUGUCCUGCCUGCGGUAAAGCCGUGCUCAUCCUGAAGAGCGAAGGCGGCUUUGUCGAGACGAGCGGCAAGGUCUGGCACAAGCGCUGCUUCUGCUGUGAGGGCUGCUUCAAGAACAUUGGUGAUCACCCCAUGGUCGACCUGCUUGGCAGGCCGAGCUGCGCGGACUGCUUUGAGAGUUGCCUGAAGCGCCCUUCGGGCAACACACCCCGCCGUCGCAAGGACUCGGAGGAGCAAACCAGUAACCUGGGUGGGAUCAGGCGUACUAACAAGGAGCGUGAGGGCAGCCCUGCCCUGGAUGAACUCGAGAUGCGACUUGGCAUCCGAAGCCGCGAAAACACCCCAGUUGCGGAGAGUCGAGGCGCACGUUUUGUUCACAGUCCUUCCAAUCCUACGAUGCACACUCCUACUUCACCACCUAGCACGCAUACCCCACUCAGCAAGCGAUACACUACCAUGUUCGCGGGAGAUGCCAGCCCGACUGCCGAGCGCCUUGCCGCGCGGGCACGAGCGAACUCCUCAUCCAGUGUUGGCUCCCCUUCAGCCCGCGACGCACUGUCAAGGUACCAAAGCUCGGAUACCUCCCCUACGAGGAACGGGAGCCCCCUUUCGCGACGGUCUUAUAGUCGCUUGAGGUCCCCGGAUCCUGACGGAGGCGAGGGCUCACCGAUCAGUGCCAGACUGACCGGGUCGGGAAGCCCGCGUUACGGGAGCCCGGUUUCCUCGAAGCCUCCUACUGCGGAUGCCAUUGAGGAGAUGAAGCAGCGCUUCCUCAGGCAGGCAUCGCCGGGUCCUCCGUCAGCACCUGGCCAGGCUGCUGCUUCUUCGACCUCCACCACGACCACGCCCACACGAACUGCGCGCCGCUCUCGUUCACAUCCCCGCUCGAGUGGGACUCCCUCCGCGUUCGUGGGUGAAGACGGUUCGCUCGAACCGCAGACGACCGCAGGGUCGAUAGCGCCCCUCCGCAUUGUGCGCCGCGACAACACUGGUGGGGCUCGUCGUGAUGACACGGGCGGCACGGCGUACGUACGCCGCGACAAUACAGGUGGAGAGGCCUACGUUCGACGGGACAAUACGGGCGGCGGGAGCUACGUCCGACGCGACAACACUGGUGGUACGAAUUACAUCCGCCGUGAUACAACUGGCAAUACGGAUGUCUUGCGGAGAGACACCACUGGCAACACGGCGUUCACUAUCAAACCAGAUCGUACCGGUGAUGCAGAGGUGGAGUCCCUCCUGGGUGCCUUCCCUAGUGUGCCCACAGGAGACCUCAUCGAUUUCGGUCCCGACACGUCCAUGAGCUCCAUAUCUUCCAGCCUCAGCGACAUGUCGUUGUCCCGCAUCCCUCGCCCCGCGCGCGGACUGACAUCACCCCAGUCUGAGCGCAUCGGACUUGGACUUGGACUGGGGUUGCGCACCAGCGCUUCUCGGACGUCGCUGGGCACAGACUACAGCUCAUCUGUCCCGCCCACCCCUGACCUCGCUGGUGACUUCUCCGACGCGGCCACUCAGUCGAGCGGCCCAUCCACUCCUCCUUCGAUUAGCCCGCCCUCUCGACGCGGCCGCGCGGAGGCAGAGAAGGGCAUCGCCGUGCAGCACACGGGGAGCAACGGGAAGGCCGACGCUGUCACCCCAACGCCCAAGUCGCGCACGCUGCCACACGACAUCACGAUCCCGACCCCACUGUCUGCGGAUGCCCGGUGUGCGCGCUGCAACCUGCCGCUGUUCAGCCGCAAGGACGGCGGGAAAUUCGUGACCGUGCCCGAACAGCCGUCCAGCAGUGGAGCGCCGCCGAAGACCUAUCACGCGUCGUGCUUCCGCUGCACGGUGUGCGACAAGCUCUUCCAGGACAGCGAGGGCGGACGUGCGGUGUUCGUGCGCAGCCCGAAAGGGGCUUGCCAUGUUCAGUGUGCGCCGCCUGAGAGGACCAUCACUCGCACCUACACUGCAACGAUGCCCCGGUCAGCGCCGGCUACCCAGCCCACUCCGAAGACGUUCACCGCAACGUACCACCACCCCGCGAGCUCGAGCCGCUACGAGCCGCCGCCGAAGACCGCGCCGGCCUCACAGGCGUCGUUCACCUUCCCGCAGCCGCGUUUCGGGACCUCGUCCGCGUGCCCGGGCUGCCACAAGGCGGUCUCGCCGAUGGAGCGGGGCGUCGUGCCCGGGCCGCAGGGCUCGCGCUGGCAUGCGACGUGUUUGAUGUGUGGCGGGCGGGAGGCGAAGGGCCGCAGGAAGGAGGACGGCAAGCCUGGGUGCGGGAAGAAGCUCGACAGCGCGGCGAAGACGGACAGGGACGGCGGAGUGUGGUGCCGCGAGUGCUUGUUGCUUAUGCCGGCGACUCAUCGUGGUUCGCCGUCUCCGACGCGGAGCACGCCGCUCGUCCCAAGCUACACGGGCAGCAAGAACGCGUUCGGCGGCGUCGCGCCGCAGUUCACGGGCACCACGACGCUUGCGCGGCAAUUCACAGGGCUCGGCGGGAGCUCGGACCCCGCGCUCAUGCGGCAGCUCACUGGGGGAGGGCUCAGCCCCACGCGCCAGCUGACGUCGAGCCCGACGAAGAUGUUUGACGGGCCGCGUCCGGGCAUGUCGCGCUACCCGCGGCCGAAGAGCGCGAUUGGGUUCGCGGCGCGCACGAAGAGCGAGGGUGGCGAGAGCCGUGGCAUGUAUCUCGUGCGGCAGCUUACGGGCGGGCGCAACAAGGAGGUCGCUUGAGUCAGACUCACAAAUGGAGGGGAGAGGGGGAGGUUGGGCGUGUGGAUGCUGACCGCGAUCUAUGGACUGUAGUUACUGACGGACUGCGGACUGGCUCUGUUAAAUGUUCUCGACCGACGUUUCUGUUCUAUCCGGGCUGCUCACGCUUUCUCAUGUUUUCGAUCCGAUCCACAAACGAAUGUAUUCUUUC
Messenger RNA from Trametes versicolor FP-101664 SS1, 3544 nucleotides. RefSeq lists its product as uncharacterized. The record is from RefSeq and is a predicted model, not a curated record. The transcript is spliced from 4 exons. Bases 1 to 3354 code for a protein of 1117 amino acids. Gene Ontology annotation, cellular component: cytoplasm. Gene Ontology annotation, biological process: actin cytoskeleton organization. Lineage: Eukaryota; Fungi; Basidiomycota; Agaricomycetes; Polyporales; Polyporaceae.